Molecule: messenger RNA, 1235 nt
Organism: Oreochromis aureus
Lineage: Eukaryota; Metazoa; Chordata; Actinopteri; Cichliformes; Cichlidae
Exons: 3
Coding region: 243-1235 (330 amino acids)
Source: RefSeq, a predicted model, not a curated record
CUUUUACCUGUGUGCAUAUCAAUCAUACCAGGUAAACCUUACUGCCCCGCUGACAAUCACAUAACAAAGGGGCGGAUCCAUUCGCACCCUACUCACCCAAUUGGAUACAGGCCCGAUUUAUCUUCUCAGCGAUAGGUCUAUUCUCUCACCUGCAUCAGGAUAAAUAAUCUCACAUUUCAAGUUGAAUUUAACAGUUUUUCCCUCUCAGAAAAACAAGUUUUCUCCUUUUUUCACAAAACAACAUGGCCACCAGACCUACCAACCUCACUGUGGUCUCUCAGACCCCCGUAACCAGCUACAGAGCCUCUGCCACGCCAGCGCAACUCAGACGAUUGCAUCUUUGUAGGGUCCAACCUGCAUCUGCUAUCCCUUUGGAGGAGAGAAUCCCUCUCAACACCGGGGGAUUUUGGGGCUAUGCUUUCAGCCUCCCGGAGAGCCAAAUCUAUUUCUACCAGCUAAAAGCAGGUGAAAGUUUUGGCCCGCUGACACCACGGAUUGCUUUUAGCUCCUCUGAUUGGGCUGUUUUGACCCUCAUCGCGACCCCUGAAAUCCAGAAGAGCCUGCAGGAUACGAGCUCCCAGCAACCGCGAACAAGGGACCAAGAAACGCAGACGCCUCGUGUUUUCAAAGGGGCCCAUGCGUCUCCACCAUUCACCCAACAACACCGGCCUUUAAACGCGGUGAGAAAAACCGUGACAUAUGCGCAGUGGGAGACUAAGAGCACGCCGUUUUGCAGGUGGGUCUGUAAGGCCAGUCGUCAGACAGCAGAAAAUGCCGGCAAGGAUGAGUUCGUGCUGGAGCUUACGAACACCCACUCCGGUGUUUUCAACACAUUGCUUCGGAUUCCCAUUCAAGACUGGCUGAAGAUGGUGGGGGAAAAGAACGGCAGAAUUUUAGAGCUUUUUAAGCUAAGUACACGUACCUCUGAUGCUUUUAAAAACCGCAACGACCGUCUCCUCCACAUCGUCUGUAAAAACAGCCAUGAGUCACCACAGCUCUGGAACUCCCUCUGCUCUAACCCCAGCAUCCUUUCGGCCAGCAGCUGCUUCUACUCCAGCGCCCAGUCCCCAUCAGGCCUCAUCCUCUCCGGCCGCUAUGCUUGCAGAUUCGCCGCUCCUGCCUUCAUCACCUCAAGGCUGGAACUCGCCCAGCCACCCUGCUCUCGGAUGGCAGUCACCCGAACAGACCCCGGUAAACAACUCAGUCUCCGGUGUCUCGCUCUGGGCUUUGGGUGA